Messenger RNA from Diversispora eburnea, 1257 nucleotides. The record is from the annotation of a GenBank genome assembly. NCBI's taxonomy places the organism in Eukaryota, Fungi, Glomeromycota, Glomeromycetes, Diversisporales, Diversisporaceae.
AUGUCUCGUAGUCACACGCCUGCUGCACCUUUCACCUCUUUUACUUUCCUCUUUAUCUUCUUUCUCUUAUUCACAUCAUUUUGCGUUAACGUCAAAGCCAAUUAUUUAACCUUACAUCAAGAUAUUAUUGGUCCUGAUAGUAUAGAUUCGGUUAUUGAUAGCAGUUCAGGAAUUGAUUAUGGUUCCGAAGAAGACAAAUCAAUCGUUACUGUUGACCAAACUCCCAAACCUGUAGGAAAUGUUAUGGGAGUACUAUACAGUAUUUCAGACGCAUGUUCUACAAGCAAUGAGAACAUUCCACUAUUAUCUACUAUUCCCCAAAAGUUGAACAGCACUCGUAUUGCUAUAUUUAGUCUUAGUGAUACUUGUUCAAUCCUCCAACAAAUUUUAAACGUACAGAAAAGUGGUGCGAUUUGUGCAAUUGUAUACAAAGUUGACGGAUCAACUUCUGAAAAUGGACAAUCCAAUGUUUCACCAACCGAUAUAACGAUACCUGCAGUUACCAUAAAUGCCAAUAUCUUUAAUGCAUUGACAAAGAAAUUGAAUGAUACCACACAACAAACAUCAAAGUUUGUUCGCGUCGUUGUGAGCUCUUCACAAGGAGGAUUUAAUGGUGGAUGGAAAGUGGCUAUCAUUGUUAUUGGUUGUUUACUUGCAGUUUCUUUCUUGGUGUCUGUAUUGAUACACUGUCGCCUCUAUCAACUCAGACGUCGGGAACGUAACAUCAUGGUUGCUAGACACGAAUCUGAAUCAAUUGGAUCCUCAAUCUCCGCCGCUUCCUCUACCACCACUAAGGUUUCUGAAAAAUCUUCAUCUAAAAAUGCCCCAACUAUUGAAUAUGCAAAUGAUGUUUGUGCUAUUUGUCUUGAAGAAUUUAAUGAUGGUGAACUUUUAAGAAGGUUACCUUUGUGUUCUCAUGAAUAUCACAAAGAAUGUAUUGACUCAACACCACCUGAAGUUAUUGCCAAAAGGGAAAAGAAAUUUGAUCAAGCCAUGCAAGUUCAUGCUAGACUUAACUCCAUAUAUGAUACAUCAAACAAUCGUCAUGAAAGUAGCAGAUUUAGUACCAUUAGUAAUGACAAUAAUGGAGGAGGAACUGGUUCCUCUAAAUAUGGUCGUUUCCUUGAUUGGUUUGGAUAUGGUAAUACCGAUCCUCGAGAUGUUAACCCUCACGUACGACCCAAUGGUAAUUUAUUCGCAAUUCAAGAUUUACCUCAAGUUGUUGUUCGUUCAGAAAGUUCAACUAGAAUGGUAUAA